CGAAAAUUGCGAGAUGUAGAUUGUCGGCCCCAACAAAAAUUGCCGAUAUUUGCUCAAAAUGCUGAGAAGUACGAAGGAAUAACCAACAAGCAUAACCGUUACGGUGUAGAGAACACCCGUGAAACAUCUUUACCCGGAGAACUGGUCGUUAAAUGACCGAAAAUGGCUCUCGAAAGUCUGUUUGUUUCACCCCCACCUCUCGUGAACUGUUCCAAUGAAACACUUUCGAAGGGUGGCAAGUCUGAGUAUGAUGAAAGGGAGGAAGAUGAUGCCGAAGAGGGUGAAAUUCUGGAAGACGGAGAACUACCAGAGUCUGACGGAGAGGGUCAGAACAGCUUGAACGGAGAGGAGGACACUCCUCCCGCGGAGGGUUCAGAAGAGCUCCCUGCGGAAGAAAAUGUUCAGUCUGAAGAUGGAGACUACCAGCAGGCUGGAGGUCAGGGGUCAUACGGGAACGAGGAAGCCCCGCAAGGUGAAGAGAACGAGACGAUGGUAGAGACCUCGGAGCAUCAUCACAGAUCAUCGUCGCAUCGGAAGAAACGGAAGAGGAAACACCGGAGGGAGAAGGCCAAGAGGAGACGGAGACAUCGUUCAGGGAGCGUUGAGGAAGAUGUCACUCCACCUGGCAGCCCAACGCAAGACGAGAAUUUCCUGGACCGGAGUUACCCGCCACGUCGGAAGGCGUCGCGGUACGAUUCCCCGCCGGACUACGAUACGCCGGGUGAGGAAGAGUUCGGCAUGCCCCAGAAGUCCAGAGACAGAAACCAAGGAUACUUCGUUCCCGAAGACUACUGGGAAGAAGAAGACGAAGAGGAAAAUGCGUCUCGGAUGCGGAGACGGAAUGACCAACAACAAGAGGAGGACGAGCGGAACUGUUAUGACUCCGAAGAGGAAGAGAAAUACCAAGACAUGCUGAGUCACUCAGAAGGCCACACCCGUGGGCAAGACAUGCUGAAUCACUCAGAAGGCCACACCCGUGGGCGUGGCGGCCCAGGGCGGUUCAAUAUGCCAGGGCGUGGCAGGGGCAGGGGAAGAGGCAAAGGAAGAGGAGGGCAGGCUCAUGGGGGUGUGCCUUCGAUGAAAGGACCUGGCAACCAAAACCAAGAGGGAGACGAGAACAUGGAAGAGAUCAACGCCCCUGUAGGCCGAGGAAAGGGUGGGGCCAGAGGGCGUGGUGGAAAAGCUAGAGGAGGGAAAGGGCGUGGCAAGGGGAUGGAUAGUCAGGCUAUGCAACGGCCGAUCUGCAAAUUCUAUUUGGAAGGCAAAUGCAACAAGGGAGCAAAUUGUACGUUCAGCCACGCCGUGUCGCAGAACAAGAAGAUGGAGCAGUGUAAAUUCUACAUCCAGGGACAAUGUCAAAAAGGAGAUGACUGCCUCUUUAUUCAUGGUGAUAUGCCGUGCAAGUAUUUCCACACUGGGGCUGUUUGCUACCAGGGAGAGGGCUGUAAAUUCUCACAUAAGCCUCUUACAGAACACACGAGGUUACUUCUUGGCAAGGUCUUAAAAGGUGGUCUUCAGGACGUCUAUGGACCCGAGAUUCAGCGCCAACCUCACCAGACUAGAGGCUUGCUUCCGCAUCCCGUGGGACCAGCCGUUAAUCCCAACAAGAAAAUACCAUCACUAUUUGAGAUCAAGACGCAACUCGUCGGGGAGGAGGGGCGGAGGAUUGCAGAACUCGAGAAGGAACGGGAAAAAGAUCUCAUGAUGCAAAAAAUGAGUUUCUAUGGGUCGGGUAUUCCAAGAGGGAUGCAGAGGCCCUAUGACGAGGAUCCACAGAACAUGCCCCAUCCGGGUUCCUUUGACCCCCAAAAUGAACAAGAAGAUGAUGAGGACUUCCAAGGGUCUCAAGACCAGGGUGAUGAGCACCUCUACGCCCAACAGCAGCAGCAGCAUCCGCAACAUCAGCAACAGCAACAGCAGCAACAUCAGCAGCAGCAACAGCAACGUCCCAACCAGCAACCAUUUCAUAGAGACAAUAAUAACCCCCCCUUCCCAAGAGGGCCUCCUCAGACGGAGACCAUGCCGCAUCCGGCUCACCGUCCACAAGAACAAUUACAAGAUUCCGCAGACAGUAUGGAAUCCCCGGUGCGCCAACAACAACAGCAGCCUAACAUGCCGCCGCAGUUACAGAGGUUGAACCCGCAGGUGUCACCUCAGCACCAGCAGGUGUCGCCCCAACAUCCGCAGCAGUCCUCGCCGCAGCAACUUCAGAAAUCACCACCCUACCCUCAAGAAUCGAUUCAAGAGCCCCCAGGUCGACCCAAACUCAAGCUCUACACUCAACAACGGUCGACAGACCCAGCCCCGCUUCAUCUCCGACCGGUUGAAGACUCAUCUGAGGAUUACGACCACGGCGAUAUUGAUAUGAGACGACCUAGAGUGAAGCACAACUCCGAGACGGAUGGACUGGUUAUUGAUACGCCCGAAACACCUACGGAGAGAUUCCAUGAAGUUAUUGGGAAACUAGACAAGGAUGAUAGGUUCUCUGAGGAUGAUGCGAGGCUCAAGUUGCUCAUGGAAACAGAAAUCGGAAAGCUGUCUGAAGGUGACGACUCUGAGAAUUUUUCUUCAGACCAAGGCAAACCGUCAGCUCUACAACAAGACGCAGACGGCCGGAAGACGGGCCUUGCGAGUGUGACAAAAAACAUGCCAGCCAAACAGAGGGCGCUGUUUAUGCGGAUACAACAAAAGCAGGCGGAGUCAUCUGAGGAGGGGGAGGAUGGAGAGAAACUGCCGGAGGUCGAUAAGAAGAAAGUGGAGAAGAAACCGAGCAGCGAGAACAAGGAGAAAGAUGCUGCUCGGGAUGACGACAACUGGUACUCCAGUGACGAAGAUGAGGCAGGCAACGACACACUGACAAACGUCAUCAAGAAAAACAAAUCCCAUCCUGACGUCCUCAAAAGCGAUCAACCAGCCACAAAGCAGCAGCAGCAAGUGUUACCCGACUCCCUGCUGUUCCAACCGGGGUCACAGACCCUCCUCCCAAACGCCCUCGCCAGCUUGUUUUCAGCAAAACCUCCAACGGUCGGACAGGGGUCCGAUCCGAGGGUACUUGCACAGCAGAAUGCCCUGAGCAGCAUUCUGGGACUUGUCAAUAAGGGUGGUUCGCCGACUCAACAACCGAUUCCAAAACUUUUGAUCGGACAGAAACCGCCAUCUCUCUCGAACCAGCAGGUGCUUCCCGGCGCAGGUGGAGACAGCGGACUGAACUCUAAAUUGGUGACUGAGUUCAUCUUGCUUGAGGUAACGCACAGUGAUAAACUCAAAGAUCCUCGUGCGGACCGUGAAAAGAAAGAUAAGUCUGAUCUGAGGCUGCGGAAGCUCCUUUGGAAGGACAACGAGUACACGAUCAAUGACACCGACAGCAGACCAACUCUUGCGCCAAUUGAGCUUCUCACGCCAACUGAACUGAAAUCGCAUCCGGAUUUUGUGGGUGUCCCGACCACUACAGCUGCUGCCCCCACUGCCCCCCAGGCUGACCCUAGACCUGCUAGACCAGCAGAUCCAAGGAUUCAGAGACCUCGUGAUCCAAGAACUCAAAGUGUUGAAAAUAAUUCAGCCCCGACGAACGAACUAGCUCCUCCUCCUCAGCAGAGAGAUCCCAGAUUGGCCAACCGGGAUCCAAGGUUGAAUGCGGCGGCAUCCACAAACCAACCUCAAGGACAAGAGGGUCCUGAAAUUCCAGGGAAGCAAGGAGGACUUCUCCCGACACCUCAAGUUGGGAUUCCACCACCACCUGGGAUUCAUCCAUUUCCUCAAGGGGGUCCAUUUGGUCCUCCUGGACCCGGGCCGCCUGGUCCACGCAUGCCAGGCAUGUGUCCUCCCAAUGCAAAUUUCCCCCCAUUUCCCAAUGGAAGGUUCCCACGGUUCCCUCCAGGUGGCCCGCAGGGCAACAUGAACCAGGGACCGAGGUUUCCACCGCGUGGCCCACCAGGCCCUCCCAUGAGGAAUAUGAGACCUCGAUUCUCGCAUCGAGGAGGAUCAAUGUUUAACGAGAACCCAAAUCGCAUACCCCUGCCGCCGAACAACAGAAUGUUCGGACCUAACCGUGGUCCGCCACAGAACAUGGGGCAUCCACUGAUGCAUGGACCCCCACGCCCCAGAGGGCCACCAGUCAGAGGUUCCAUGCAAAUCAGAGGACCAGCUUCUCUUAGAGGUGCUCCAAAUAUCGGACAAAGAAUGCCAUCAACUGAUCCUAGGAACUCUGAUUCUCCCCCAAGGGGACCUGUGAACUCUACCGCUCUGAAAGAUCCUCGAGUAGCGAGGCAAACUCAGAAACAAGGAAACCAAAGUCCGCAUCAGGAUUCAAAUAUCGGGGGUGGCGAUACCUCAGAAUCGUCGCAACCACUUAUAAGACCGUUGUUGAGUUUGCCGCCCCAAGGUCUGAAUACUACUGGGCAACGCUUACCACAGACAAUGCCUGAAUCUGAAGACAUGAAGCCACCGGCUGGUAAGGCGUCGGACUCAAGGCUGAUCAGGCAGCUGAGUCAACCCAAAAUUGAAAUCAAAAUGGAGCCGGCGUCUCUGCUCCGACAGAACUCUGCCCCUGCUGCAUCCCCUAGUCCAGAUGAAAAAGACAUUAAGCCUUUCCCUAAAGAAGAGCUGACACCAGCAAGCCCUACCACGCCCAAACCAACCAGCAACCCAAAAGAGCCCCCUCUCAUCUUGAGAAUCAAACUAAGAGGUGAGAACGAUAAACCGGAAAUCACUCGACCCAUCUCAGACUCCGGCUCAGAUUCAGAAUUAAUGAUCAGACGAUCAAAGAGGACCAAAGCCAGUGGUAGUGAUUCCGAUCACUCAGUGGGUCUACCGGAAUCUCGCAAGCGACCCCCUAAAAGCGCCCUCGCUGGGUUCUCAAUACCAAAGAUUCCCAAGAGAACGGAUAAAACGGACGUGGAUACGUCGUCGGACGACAGCAGUAAGCCAGCUGUGUCUGGCGUUAAGAUGGAGCAUCGACAAGUUCCGAGUGCGCACCAUCGCAUGCCACAGGUUACCAGUUCAUUCAACCAAACCAUUGCACGCCCGCCGGGCAUUACUAACCAGACUCCUGCCAACACAAGAACAAUUCCAAACGAAGGUGGUCUGGCUCCACCUCCGACUGGAAAUCCGCAAAAAGUAGACUCUGAAAUUGGGGAGCCUCCUAAUCUAGCUGUUUUACCUCCUGAUGAUUUAUCUCUGAAGGAUAUGUUUAAAAUUAAAGACCCAACCGCUUCUCCGUUCUGCUGAAUCUUCUUCCAUGUAGAGUCAAAGUUGAGUCACACUGCAGCGAUAUCGAAAUGAUAUCAAUCACGACACAAAGAGAACGCAUUGUAUUGGUUGAGUUGCUCCACGCAGAAUAUGCACACGCUCAUUCAACCAAUAGAUUGCGUGCUCUUUGUGUGUAUCUUUCAAAAAGUGACCAUCACAUAAAUUGUUUUACUUUUGUGGUUUAGUGGAAGUGUAUGGUUGGGACUUCAUCCAGGUUUUGUGCUUACUUACGUUUUUACAAACUAAUGCUUUGUGCACUUUGCAGACUUUAUAAUAAUAUUAAAGGCAGUGGACACUAUUGGUAAUUGUCAAAGACUAGCCUUCA
Asterias rubens (European starfish) is the source of this 5572-nucleotide messenger RNA. Its product is annotated as zinc finger CCCH domain-containing protein 4-like. Gene Ontology annotation, biological process: negative regulation of DNA-templated transcription. Gene Ontology annotation, molecular function: metal ion binding; RNA binding. NCBI's taxonomy places the organism in Eukaryota, Metazoa, Echinodermata, Asteroidea, Forcipulatida, Asteriidae. Gene Ontology annotation, cellular component: nucleus. The transcript has 10 exons. The record is from RefSeq and is a predicted model, not a curated record. The coding region runs from base 163 to 5226 and encodes 1687 amino acids.